UAAUGUUGGUGUAGUGAGCGUUGUGGAGGAGCCUUAGUUGUUACCUAAAGACAAGUGCCUUUAUAGAUCACUCCUCCUGUAGCUGCAGGAAGUAUUGCGGUAAAAUCUCGUAUAUCCUGCAGAAGAGAGACUUUGCAAAAUACUAUUCCUGUAGUUGUGAAGACUUUGUAUAGUUACAGACCAUGAAUUCUGUAACCGUAGGAUAUGUUACAGAAAUAUCGUAAUUACCCUGUAGAUGGAGUGUUGUUGAUAAUAAGUCCUGUAGCUGUAGAAGGUGUAGUGGAAGAGUCUUCAUCUGUGUUUUAGAAGAGAGAUUCCACACACAGAGACAGGGAGAGAGCCUUGUGGGUGAUUGUUCGUGGGUGUGGUCGGAAGUAACUGUCAAGGCAACAAACUUCCCGAAAGUGUGAGGACUGUGAAGACAAAUACUGUUACUAAAAACGUGUUGGAGAAGCACCCCUCCCCCCCCACCCCCCCACCCUCUUCCCUCGCUUAGGAUGUACCGAAGGACACUCGUGGAUGACCUGAAGGAUCCUACUGUGAGUUCCUGUUACAAUAUCUCCCGGAACAACUCUUGAAGGCUCGUUCUGGAGGACACCAAACACACCCCUUGGUGGACGACGCGAAGCCACGAAUUCAGAAAACUCCAACAGGAAGACCUCAGCGAUAUCUGGUGACGGAGGGAUUAAGUCAAUACUAAUUCUACACUCCCUGAUAUCGACAAUGGCUGAUUCAAUAACACCAUCUUACCCAUCCACCACCUGCCCGACGGUGAGCUAUACGCAGGAGGAGAACCAACGUCUGUUUAUCUGCGUUAUCUAUAUCAUGGCGUUCCUGGUAGUGAUUCAGAUCGUGGCUAUUGCGGUCAGUACUACCUACUACUUCCUCAUGAGCCGGAAAUACAAGAAACUCCUAACAGAAACAGGAAAACAAAAGAAAGGACAUAUUUGUCUUCAUUAUGACAACAUCUGCAACACCAGCAACGACCAUCACGUUUACGAAGAAGUCGACGAUGCUGAGAAACACAUCUACGAAGAAGUCAAGUUAGACAUGCAAGACGAUGUGAAUCUAUACACAAACCUCAGCUUCGACAAUCAAGAUGACAAACACAAGAAAAGUGACGUCGGCAAACACAAGAAAAGUGACGUCGACAAACACAAGAAAAGUGACGUCGACAAACAAGACGCCAUGACAAUUUUCUCAGAACUGAAAAUCAAGAUUCAAGAAAAGACUAACAAAGAGGAAUCCAAUGACGACAAACACAUAUACUUGACGAUGAAUAAAAUUUCUGGCUGAUGAGAACCACGGCACAAGGCCAGGCCAGCCACGACUAGUUUGGGGAAUUUUUAGUCGUUUCUGUAAGUUGAUUGGAUGAAGACAAACGCACCUCAGUGGCCAAGUGAAGGAAACUUAUGUUAACGCUUCCAUGUGUGACGUCUUGAAACAUUAUUAUUUAUUAUUAGGAAGUGUAAAGAGACUCUUAACAUAACUUAAUCGAAAAGAACCUAAUUCAACUUUAAUAUAACAUAACAUAACUUAAUGUGAAGUACCUUUAACUUAAUUUAAUGUAACCAAACUUAAUUCAAUUAUUGUAAUUUAACUUAACUUAAUUUAACUGAGACUAAUCUAACAUAAUAUAACCUAAACAAAACUAACCUAACCUAACCUAACCUAACUUAACCUAACCUAAACUAACCUAACUUAAACCCUAUAAAUUAUGGCCCAACUUACACGAACAGAACCUAACUAACCUGAGUUAACCUAACUGAGCAUAACCUAUCCAAACCUAAUUUAACCUGCCUUUAAAUAACCUAACCAAACUUAACCUAACCUAACCUAACUUAUCCUAACCUAACCUAACCUAACCUAACCUAACUUACCAACCUCAACCCAACCCAGACUUAACUAUCUCACAUGGAUGGUGGUAAUGAUCUGAGAGACGUUUAGGAUAUCCGGACGUCUUUAUAGUGGCCAUAAUUCAAUAGACAAUGUCACUGGUCUUCUAAAAAUAAAAUAAGGUUCCAAUAAUCUAGUAGGUGUAUUAUGUAAACAAUGUUUGGAUUACUUCUUCCUGUAGGAUUAAUAAUUAAUUUUGUUUGUUUUGUUUAGUUUGUCACGGCUUUUGUUUAGUUUGUCACGGCUUUUGUUUAGUUUGUCACGGCUUUUGUUUAGUUUGUCACGGCUUUUCCUUUGAAAAUUUGGUUUAAUUGUCUUUUAUGCGAUGUUUAUUUUUGUUUUUAUAUUUACAUUUAUGGUCUGAGUUUUGGUGUGUGUGUGUGUGUGUGUGUGUGUGUGUGUGUGUGUGUGUGCUUUAUACCUACAGUACCUUGUAUUUGAAAUUUAUACAAUUAUAUUAGUUUUUAUGAUAAAUAAAUGUAUAACUUUAUAUCAGUUAUCACAACUCUUUCUGUCUUCAUGUACACAGACGAGGUUGUGUAAUUAAAACAACCAGAGGAA
Homarus americanus (American lobster) is the source of this 2457-nucleotide messenger RNA. RefSeq lists its product as uncharacterized. NCBI's taxonomy places the organism in Eukaryota, Metazoa, Arthropoda, Malacostraca, Decapoda, Nephropidae. The transcript has 3 exons. Bases 724 to 1296 code for a protein of 190 amino acids. The record is from RefSeq and is a predicted model, not a curated record.